Funneliformis geosporum is the source of this 613-nucleotide messenger RNA. Lineage: Eukaryota; Fungi; Glomeromycota; Glomeromycetes; Glomerales; Glomeraceae. The record is from the annotation of a GenBank genome assembly.
AAUACGGUAUGCAACUCCCGUAACAUUUAACCGUACACCUUAUGAACCUAAUUUUUUGUAUCAACAUUUUAUUCAAACACAAGCAAUUCCACAUUAUCAGGCAUAUCCCAUUUAUUUGCCUGAAUAUUUAACUAAUUAUCAAGAAAGUAACAAUAUUGAUAAUUGUAUUUAUGAAGAAAUUGGCUCAUAUACGAACGCCUUUUUCUUUAAGCUAGCAUAUGGAUUCCCAAUUGGCGAGGAAUAUGUUCAAGCUUUGACUACGGAAGGAUCAAACACCAUUAUGAGUUUGUUUGAAUCAAGCGCUAAUGUGAAUCCUCCUAAUGAAAAAAGAGCUCGUUUAAAAUGGACACAAAAAAGCAUUAAAUUAUUACUUUCUUUUUUGAACGAAAAUAAACAAGUUCUAAAAGAACUAGUAGAAAAACGUAGUGGGAGUGGAAAUAUUAAAAAAGAGCUCUGGAUGAGUGCAUCAAUUGUGGUAUCCGAUAAUGAAAAUCUAUAUCUUCCUAAACAGUGUGAAUUCAAAUGGAAAAAUAUUAAGCAAGACUGUAAGAUUAAUUCUGAUUGUCAAUAUAAAUUGGAAGUUAAAGAAAUACUUGAGUGCGUUAAAUUUUAA